Micropterus salmoides (largemouth bass) is the source of this 4187-nucleotide messenger RNA. Its product is annotated as NLR family CARD domain-containing protein 3-like. The transcript has 10 exons. NCBI's taxonomy places the organism in Eukaryota, Metazoa, Chordata, Actinopteri, Centrarchiformes, Centrarchidae. Gene Ontology annotation, molecular function: protein binding. The coding region runs from base 258 to 3287 and encodes 1009 amino acids. The record is from RefSeq and is a predicted model, not a curated record.
UCAUCCCUCCCUGGUCUGAAAGGGUCUAUCAGAGACGAGACUCCCCUGAACCUGAACCCAGCUGUGUGUCCCUCAGCAGUGCCCAGUCCAAGUCUCAUCCUCUUCUGUUUAAAGGUGGAUCCCCUGCUCCUGAACAGAGAAUUUAUCAGAGAAUAGACUUACCUGAACCUGGAUCUGAACCCGGAUCUGAACCCGGAUGUGGAUUUGAAUGCAGCUGUGUGUCCUUGAGGAGUGACCAGUCAAAGGCUGUACCUCUAAUGUUUAAAGAUAGACUCCCCUCUCUUGAAUUGAGAGUCCACCAGGAGAGCUCAGAGGUUCCCAGUGGUCAGUCUGCCCAGCAGCAUCAAACACACCUGGACUCCAUAUUUAUGCUGCUGGAGGAGAACAUUGUCACUUUUGUGAAGAACGAGCUGAAGAGGAUCCAGAAAACCUUAAAUUCAGAUUACCCAGAAUGCUUAGAGAGUCAGAGGGAGGAUGAGGAGGUGUUGGACGGUGAGGAGGAAGAGCAGAGGAGGAGCAGCAGAGAGGCAUUUCUGAAGAUCACACUGCACUUCCUGAGGAGAAUGAAGCAGGAGGAGCUGGCUGAGCGUCUGCAGAGCAGUCUGAUAGAAUCUCCUGUCAUGUGCCAGUUUAACCUCAAAUCCAACCUGAAGAAGAAGUUCCAGUGUGUGUUUGAGGGGAUUGUUAAAGCAGGAAACCGAACCCUUCUGAACCAGAUCUACACAGAGCUCUACAUCACAGAGGGAGGGACUGCAGAGGUCAAUGAUGAACAUGAGGUCAGACAGAUUGAAACAGCAUCCAGGAAACCAGCCAGACCAGAAACAACCAUCAGACAAGAAGACAUCUUUAAAGGCUCACCUGGAAGAGAUGAACCAAUCAGAACAGUGAUGACAAAGGGAGUGGCUGGCAUUGGGAAAACAGUCUUAACACAGAAGUUCACUCUGGACUGGGCUGAAGACAAAGCCAACAAGGACAUACAGUUCACAUUUCCAUUCACUUUCAGAGAGCUGAAUGUGCUGAAAGAGAAAAAGUACAGCUUGGUGGAACUUGUUCAUCACUUCUUUCCUGAAACCAAAGAAGCAGGAAUCUGCAGGUUUGAAGAGUUCCAGGUUGUGUUCAUCUUUGACGGUCUGGAUGAGUGUCGACUUCCUCUGGACUUCCACAACAAUGAGGUCCUGACUGAUGUUACAGAGUCCACCUCAGUGGAUGUGCUGCUGACAAACCUCAUCAGGGGGAACCUGCUUCCCUCUGCUCGCCUCUGGAUAACCACACGACCUGCAGCAGCCAAUCAGAUCCCUCCUGAGUGUGUUGACAUGGCAACAGAGGUCAGAGGGUUCAAUGACGUACAGAAGGAGGAGUACUUCUGGAAGAGGUUCACAAAUGAGAAGCUAGCCAGCAGAAUCAUCUCCCACAUCAAGACAUCACGAAGCCUCCACAUCAUGUGCCACAUCCCAGUCUUCUGCUGGAUCACUGCUACAGUUCUGGAGGAGGUGUUGAAGACCAGAGAGGGAGGAGAGCUGCCCAAGACCCUGACUGAGAUGUACAUCCAUUUCCUGGUGGUUCAGUCCAAACUGAAGAACAUCAAGUAUGAUGGAGGAGCUGAGACAGAUCCACACUGGAGUCCAGAGAGCAGGAUGAUGAUUGAGUCUCUGGGAAAACUGGCUUUUGAGGAGCUGCAGAAAGGCAACCUGAUCUUCUAUGAAUCAGACCUGACAGAGUGUGGCAUCGAUAUCAGAGCAGCCUCAGUGUACUCAGGAGUGUUCACACAGAUCUUUAAAGAGGAGAGAGGGCUGUACCAGGACAAGGUGUUCUGCUUCGUCCAUCUGAGCGUUCAGGAGUUUCUGGCUGCUCUUCAUGUCCAUCUGACCUUCAUCAACUCUGGUGUCAACCUGCUGGCAGAAGAACAAACACAGUUCUACCAGAGUGCUGUGGACCAGGCCUUACAGAGUCCAAAUGGACACCUGGACUUGUUCCUUCGCUUCCUCCUGGGAUUUUCACUGCAGACCAAUCAGACUCUCCUACGAGGUCUGCUGACACAGACAGGAAGUAGCUCACAGACUAAUGAGGAAACAGUCCAGUACAUAAAGAAGAAGAUUGAAGAGAACCCUUGUCCAGAAAGAAGCAUCAAUUUGUUCCACUGUUUGAAUGAGCUGAAAGACCAUUCUCUAGUGGAGGAGAUCCAACAGUACUUAAGAUCUGGUAGCCUCGCCACAGAUCAACUCUCUCCGGCUCAGUGGUCAGCUCUGGUCUUCAUCUUACUGUCUUCAGAAAAAGAUCUGGACGUGUUUGACCUGAAGAAAUAUUCUGCUUCAGAGGAGGCUCUUCUGAGGCUGCUGCCAGUGGUCAAAGCCUCCAAGAAAGCUCUACUGAGUGGCUGUAACCUCUCAGAGAGAAGCUGUGAAGCUCUGUCCUCAGUUCUCAGCUCCCAGUCCUCUAGUCUGAGAGAGCUGGACCUGAGUAACAACAACCUGCAGGAUUCAGGAGUGAAGCUGCUGUCCGCUGGACUUGAGAGUCCACACUGUACACUGGAAACUCUCAGGCUGUCAGGCUGUCUGAUCACAGAGGAAGGUUGUGCUUUUCUGGCAUCAGCUCUGAGCUCCAACCCCUCCCGUUUGAGAGAGCUGGACCUGACCUACAAUCAUUCAGGAGUCUCAGGAGGGAAACUGCUGUGUGCUGAACUUACACACUGCAGACUGGAAAAUCUCAACGUGGAGCCUGAUGGGGUCCAGUGGUUGAAACCAGGAUUGAGGAAGUAUUUCUGUGAACUCUCACUGGACCCAAACACAGCACACAAAUUCCUCAAACUGUCUGAAAACAACAAAAAGGUGACCGAUCUGAGAAAGGAGCACCCGUAUCCUGACCACCCGGAGAGAUUUGACUACUGGCCUCAGGUGCUGUGUGAAAGCGCUCUGACUGGUCGCUGUUACUGGGAGGUGGAGUGGGUAGGAAAGGUUUAUAUCGCAGUGAGUUACAGAGGAAUAGGACGGAGUGGAGACCGCGAUGGCUCCAAGUUUGGAGGGAAUGAUCAGUCCUGGUGUCUGAGCUGCACUGAUGGAGGAUACAACGCCUGGCACAAUAACAGUGGGACACUCAUCCCCUCCUCCUCGGUCUCUAACAGAGUAGCAGUGUAUCUGGACUAUGCUGCUGGCUCUCUGUCCUUCUACAGAGUCUCCUGUGACACUCUGAUCCACCUCCACACCUUCAGCACCACAUUCACUGAACCUCUUUAUCCUGGCUUUGGCUAUGGAGUGAAGUUUAACUCCUCUGCCUUUCUGUGCCAGCUGUAGAGCAUUAGCAUGGGCAGAAUCAAUACUGUGGUUCCAGACUGUUCAGCUGAUGGAGGUCCGACCGGGUCUGUUCCAGUCUUGGUAAGCUUGUGACAUGUAAAGAGUCUAAUCUGAAGUCUUCAGGUCCAGUCGUUCUCGCUGGUCGUCUGCCUCCAGAGCUGUCUUACCUGCACAGAAAUGAUAUCUUAAGUUUAUUAUUAUUAUUAUUUAAAGGCUCAGUUAGUGUUCAUGUUUGUUUAAAAUAGCUGCAGGAGGGGCCUCCGAGGCCUGUAAACCGUGUCCUCUCUGGACGACCUGGAGAACAAAUUGUGUAGUCAGAAAUCUUCAUCUUGCUAUCAACGAAAUGUGCAAUAAAUCCUAACAGUCGUUUUGAACAUUAAUGUACAUUUUAAUUUGGGAGGGUUUUGCUUGUACACAUGUAAGUUGCAUUUAGAUCUCUUAAAACUUUUACCUGUAAAAUAAGUUUAUGUAAUACCGACACUGUUCUGAUGUAAUACCGACACUGUUCUGAUGAAUGUACACCAGAGGGGACGGCAGUCAGUAGCAGAGUAAAUUAUCAUUAUAAGAUUACUGUUGUUAUUUAAUGUUUGGACAAGCAUUUGGUAACCUGUCUGCAGCAGGUCUGCAGUUUAUGUAUUUAUGUGUUUUUUUAUUACUUACUAUGUAUUUAUUGUGAACUCCUUCAACACUUACUGUGUAUUUAUCAUGUAUCUUACUAAGUACUUUGCAAAUGUUAUGUAUUUAUUUAUUAUUUAUUACGUACUGUUUCAUGUAGCUCCUGUGGUCAUUUUAUCUUAUUUUCUUUGUGUUUGUUUUUGUUCUGUAAAUAUUAAUGUUUCUGUAAAGCAGUGGCUGUCUGUGAAGAGCACCGUACAAAUAAAGUUUACUCACUCAAACUUU